Monoraphidium neglectum is the source of this 396-nucleotide messenger RNA. RefSeq names its product Trafficking protein particle complex subunit 6B. NCBI's taxonomy places the organism in Eukaryota, Viridiplantae, Chlorophyta, Chlorophyceae, Sphaeropleales, Selenastraceae. Gene Ontology annotation, cellular component: trans-Golgi network; cis-Golgi network; TRAPP complex. The record is from RefSeq and is a predicted model, not a curated record. Bases 1 to 396 code for a protein of 131 amino acids. Gene Ontology annotation, biological process: regulation of GTPase activity; endoplasmic reticulum to Golgi vesicle-mediated transport. The transcript has 5 exons.
AUGGGCCAGCGGCACCCGCGGCGCUCGAGGCGGUCGGCUUCAGGGUAUAGCCGUGACAAGGCUCGGCUAGGGGACACGUUGGAGGUCAUCAAGUUCCUGUGCAAGGACUUUUGGCAGGCUCUGUUCAAGAAGCAGGUGGACAACCUCAGAACAAACCACCGGGGCAUCUACGUGCUGCAGGACCAUAGCUUCCGCUGGCUGCUGCGCCUGGCGCCCGCCGCGCCCGUGCAGGAGGGGUCGCGGCCCGAGUUCCUUGCGCGCUCGGCGCAGCCCUACCUCUACCUGCCUUGCGGCAUCAUCCGCGGUGCGCUGACCCACCUGGGCGUCAACUGCACUGUGGAGGCGGAUGCCAAGGCCCUGCCCAGCUGCAGCUUCACCAUCAAGAUCACGACAUGA